CAUUACGGUAAACGGCAGAAGCAGGAAGUUACUUCAAACAGAAGCGGCGGCGUUUUGUUUUGAGGAUGAAGUUCGUACAGAAAUGACUGAAAGCGGCGCUCAGCUGUUUGCUCGUCUGGAGGCUCGUCGCUGUCUGAAGGACAUCGAACCUCGUUUGUUUCCUGAAGAUGGAGGACCUGACCAUGGUGAGGUGGUGGAGCUGUAUGGGACGGAGGGAACAGGUAAGACGGAGCUGCUCUACCACCUGCUGUGUCGCUGUGUGCUGCCAGUGGCGGCCGGUGGUCUAGAGGUGGACGUUGUGUUUGUGGACACUGACUACAGUCUGGACAUGUUACGACUGGUCAGCAUCCUGGACAGCAGACUGAACGCUGGUACACAUACACAUGCUGUUGCCUCUGAGGGAGGAUCUGGCCCAGCUCUCUCUACCAGCUCGCCCUCGGUGGCUUCAGAUGAGGCGGCGUUGCGUUCAUGUCUGGCUCGCCUCCUGGUCGUCCACUGCUCUUCCUCCUCCCAGCUCCUCCUCACCCUUCACUUCCUGGAGACCUCCUUGUCAUCACGGCCUGGCCUGGCGCUUCUCCUCAUCGACAGCAUCUCUGCUUUCUAUUGGCUGGACCGCUGUGAGGGCGGGGCCAGCAUCGCCAAGCAGGAAGAGAAGCUCAGCAAGUGUGCAGAGCUGCUGGGCCGACUGCUCAGGGAUUACAGAAUCACUGUCUUCGCCACCUGCCACGCCAUCAGGAGGAGCUACAGUGGACCCUCCUCUUCCUCCGCCUCCUCCGAGUCCGACCGGCCAUACCUCUGUCGCCCCUGGCAACGGCUGGUGACCCACCGGCUGCUGUGCUCGAGGCAGGAGGCUGCAAACAACAUGGCUGCCGCAGCAGGAGGCGGGAAGGAGCAAAGGAAACAACAGGUCUUCACUGUCCACUCUACCUCCUCCUCCAGGACGAAGGCUUACAGGAGCAGCUCCUUCUGCGUGACAGAAGGAGGAGUGGAGUUUGUCUGAACGGUCACCUCCUCCUGUUUCUUAUAGAAGGUCAUCUGAUUUGCUGCAGAUGAAACUUGUUUGUCCAAAUUGUAAAUAAAAAGCUAUUUGUACAGGA
Messenger RNA from Thunnus maccoyii (southern bluefin tuna), 1097 nucleotides. RefSeq names its product X-ray repair complementing defective repair in Chinese hamster cells 2 (gene xrcc2). The record is from RefSeq and is a predicted model, not a curated record. Lineage: Eukaryota; Metazoa; Chordata; Actinopteri; Scombriformes; Scombridae. The transcript has 6 exons. Gene Ontology annotation, cellular component: Rad51B-Rad51C-Rad51D-XRCC2 complex; replication fork; centrosome. The coding region runs from base 83 to 1000 and encodes 305 amino acids. Gene Ontology annotation, biological process: DNA strand invasion; double-strand break repair via homologous recombination. Gene Ontology annotation, molecular function: ATP-dependent DNA damage sensor activity; ATP binding; four-way junction DNA binding.